GUAUAUGUCACGUGGAAAGCGCGCUUAAUUACAUAAUACCACAAUCAAAGAAAUACAUUGUGCCACACCCCCUUUUUUUUUCAACUUUUUAAAACUUUGUGCAUUAUCUUUAAAUUAAAAAAGUUCUGAAUUAUAAAUUACAAUUUAUUAUAUACACGAGCAAUUAAUGAAUAUAUAAAUAAUGCUCUUAGGAUUGUGGAAUUAUAUAUUAAUUCUAUAAAUUAACUAUGUUUGAAAAUAAAGCAGAUAAAUUAAGUAAUUUUCAUUGGAAUAUUGUUCAAAAUGACAGAAUAUUGGUUAAUAUCUGCACCAGGAGAUAAAACAUGUCAACAGACAUGGGAAACUAUGAACAAUUUAACAUCAAAACAACAUUCUUUAUCAGUUAACUAUAAAUUUCAUAUCCCAGAUUUAAAGGUGGGAACAUUGGAUCAAUUAGUUGGUUUAUCAGAUGAUCUAGGAAAAUUAGAUACCUAUGUUGAACAAAUAACACGCAAAGUAGCAACAUAUCUGGGAGAAGUUUUAGAAGAUCAAAGAGACAAACUUCAUGAAAAUCUUUUGGCUAACAAUAGUCAAACGUCAGUGGAUGGGGAGAGCUCGAGCCCCGAAGGGGGUCCGGACACCCCGCCAAACACCCCCGUCACCCCAUCACACAAGUCUUCAAAGGAGCAUCACAAGCAGUGGAAGGAAUCGGAGAAAUGUGAACCAGAACCAGCCGCCUGUUUAGGUGAUCUACCAUCAUAUAUAACUCGAUUCCAGUGGGACAUGGCAAAAUAUCCUAUCAAGCAAUCAUUAAGAAAUAUUGCUGAUAUUAUCAGUAAACAAGUGGGUCAAAUUGAUGCAGAUCUUAAAACUAAAUCUACAACAUAUAAUAAUUUGAAAGGAAGUUUACAAAAUCUUGAAAAGAAACAGACAGGAAGUUUAUUAACAAGAAAUUUGGCAGAUUUAGUGAAGAAGGAGCAUUUUAUUUUGGAUAGUGAAUAUUUAACUACUUUGCUUGUAAUUGUGCCAAGAGCAAAUUUCCAGGAUUGGUACAGUGGUUAUGAAAAAUUAACAAAAAUGGUAGUACCACGUACUACACAACUUAUUACUCAAGAUUCUGAAUAUGGAUUAUUUACUGUCACUUUAUUCAAAAAAGUUAUUGAAGAAUUUAAAUUACACGCUCGUGAAAAAAAAUUUAUUGUUCGUGAUUUUACAUAUAAUGAAGAAGAACUAGCAGCAGGAAAAAAUGAAAUAACGAAAUUGGUAACUGACAAAAAGAAACAAUUUGGCCCUCUUGUACGUUGGUUAAAAGUUAACUUCAGUGAAUGUUUCUGUGCAUGGAUUCAUGUUAAAGCUUUGCGUGUAUUUGUAGAAUCUGUUUUAAGGUAUGGAUUACCUGUGAAUUUCCAAGCAAUAUUGUUGCAUCCUCAUAGAAAAUGUGCAAGACGAUUACGUGAUGUUCUUAAUCAACAUUAUGCUCAUUUAGAUUCUUCUGCUACAGCAUCUUCUGCUGCUCAAGGAACUCAAGAUAGUGUGGAUAUACCAGGAUUAGGUUUUGGCCAAAAUGACUAUUUCCCUUAUGUAUAUUAUAAAAUCAACGUAGAUAUGGUUGACAAUAAGGUUUAAUUAUUAAAGACAAAUCUAUUUUCUUAAAUUUUAAAUAUUCUUUAAUUUACAUAACACAUACUUCUAUAACUCCAGGUAUUUAAAGCAGGUGCGUACGCAGUAGUUUUUUCUGUUUACAUGAAAUAUGUUUUAUUUUUUAAAAUUUUGUUAUUUUUGAUUUUCAAUAUAAAUCUAAUUAUCAUUCAUUCACUUGCAGGAGUAAAUUAAAUAUUUACUUAAAAAAUAUUUUUAUAAUAUUUUUAUAAUACAUCAAAUACCUGGAGAGAUGUAUGUACUUUGAUAUUAGCUCAAUAAACUAUGCAUAAUAGGAUGUACAAUCAUUUGUAUAAAUUUUAGCAAACACAUUUGAAUAUAUGUUGCAAAUUUUUUUUUAAAUGGGCUAUAUUUAAUUGAACAAGAUACUAAUAAAUCAAAUUCAUAAUAUAAAUAACUGCUUUUCAAAGAAAAUUAAAAUAUUGAAAAAUUUAUUGUUUCGAUUAUAAUAACGAUAUAUUGCUUAAAAUGUCUGUAUGUAAAUGUAUCAAAAUUCUUACAAUUAAAUAUAGCACAAUCUAUUUUACAUAGUACUACACAAUGAGCGGAAAAUAUUGUGCCAGAAUAGAAAUUCUGCAAUGUAUAAUUGUAGUAUUUUAUGUAUUGUUUAUAAAAUUAAGAUCAUUGUGAAUAUUGUUAUAAAAGAGAAAGUUCAUCUUGUUAUAAAAACAUAUGUCAUAAUAUCUGUUUUGAUUCAAAUGCUUUUACCAUGUUUAUUCAAUAAUUCUUCAUAAUGCUUAUAUUAUACAAAAAGUAACUAGUAAAAUAAGUAUUAUUCAAAUAUUAAAAUACAGUAAAUUUAUUUCAUUAAAUAUAAUGAAAAUAUAAUGUUUUAAUAAUGCAAAGUAUAUCAGAUACAUGCUAAUGUAUCAAAAUGUUAUUUAUUGAAAGUUAUAAAACUCCAGACACAUUAGUUUGACUCCUUAAAGUAUUAUUAUUAAUGUUAUAUUUUAAACUUUAGUAAUAUAUAAAAAAAAUUUCAUUGUAAAUUCAGUUCAAGUAUUAAAUUUUGAAAUUUUUAAAAGCUGCACAAAAAUAAAAAAUAAUAAUAAAAAACUGUUAUAGUACAUGUUAUUUAAACAGAUUGUAUUAUAAAUAUUUCGUGUAUAGAAAUGCUUUGCAAUAUUAUUUUAAUUCCUCGCUUAUAUCUUAUUUCUUUAAUAUUUUUAAUGUAUCAACAUAAAUUGAACUAUAUGUCUGAAUAUAUUCAAUUUUAUUUUGUACAUACAUAUUGAAAAUAGAGAAACGUUACAGGUAUAGUAAUAUUCUUUUUGAUUUAAUCAAAUGUAUUUUAAUCUAUGAAUUUAAAUUAAUUUUUUGUUUAAAGAAUUAAUUGUUAUCAGUAUUUCAAAGUACACCUGUAUUUCAAAUUGUUAUACGAUAUUAUUAUACGAUAAAGUAUUAAUUAAAAUAAAUAAAAUUUUAUCGUCAUUAAUUAAAUUUUAUAAAAAAAACGGUUUCCUAAGCGUUAAAUAAUAGAAAUAUGCAUUCUAUGUAUUAAAGAUGUAUCAUACUGAUAAUUUUGAAAAUGUAUUAUUUUAUAAAAUAUCAAAAUUAAUUAUAAUUAUAUUUAUAAUUUUAAAAUUUUAAUUGUAAAAAUAUUUCAGUUAGAGCGAUGACAAUAUUAGCUAAAUGUUAAACAAAAUAAAUGAAGAAAUUAAAUUUAAAUAUAUGUGAUCAAAAAAUUA
This is a messenger RNA of Apis mellifera (honey bee), 3326 nucleotides long. It is a transcript of the gene Vha44, whose product is annotated as V-type proton ATPase subunit C. The transcript has 9 exons. The coding region runs from base 283 to 1605 and encodes 440 amino acids. Gene Ontology annotation, cellular component: lysosomal membrane; vacuolar proton-transporting V-type ATPase, V1 domain. Gene Ontology annotation, molecular function: proton-transporting ATPase activity, rotational mechanism. The record is from RefSeq and is a predicted model, not a curated record. Gene Ontology annotation, biological process: proton transmembrane transport. Lineage: Eukaryota; Metazoa; Arthropoda; Insecta; Hymenoptera; Apidae.